CGAUGUUGUUGAAGGUUUCCGGUUCUGUUCUGAUGGCUUCGAAGUGGAUUCAGAAGGAGUUGAAUGACCUGCAUAAGGAUCCGCCGACAUCGUGCAACGUCUCAUUCCGCACCAAAGUUUUUCAUCCAAACAUUAAUAGCAACGAAAACAUACGCCUAGACAUUCUCAAGGAGCGGUGGAGUCCUGCUCUCACCAUAUCAAAGGUUUUAAUAUCGAUCUGGUUCCUUUUGACUGACCCGAACCUGGGUGACCCACUCGUGCCAGAUAUCGCUCAUAUGUAUUCGACCGAUAGAGCGAAAUAUGAAACAAUUGUUCGAUCUCGGACCCAGAAAUAUGCCAUGGGAUGAGAAUAUGUGUUGCAAUGGUGGCAUAUUUUUAGGCACCAAAACUUCGGUUUAACGUCAAAAGUUGUUCAAUGACUACUAAACUUUCAAUGAGCGUAAUGUUAAGAUG
Phalaenopsis equestris is the source of this 453-nucleotide messenger RNA. Its product is annotated as ubiquitin-conjugating enzyme E2-17 kDa-like. Gene Ontology annotation, cellular component: nucleus. Lineage: Eukaryota; Viridiplantae; Streptophyta; Magnoliopsida; Asparagales; Orchidaceae. Gene Ontology annotation, biological process: protein polyubiquitination. Bases 3 to 347 code for a protein of 114 amino acids. Gene Ontology annotation, molecular function: ubiquitin conjugating enzyme activity. The record is from RefSeq and is a predicted model, not a curated record. The transcript is spliced from 3 exons.